Messenger RNA from Limulus polyphemus (Atlantic horseshoe crab), 734 nucleotides. Its product is annotated as LYR motif-containing protein 1-like. The transcript has 4 exons. The record is from RefSeq and is a predicted model, not a curated record. Gene Ontology annotation, cellular component: mitochondrion. Bases 114 to 479 code for a protein of 121 amino acids. Lineage: Eukaryota; Metazoa; Arthropoda; Merostomata; Xiphosura; Limulidae.
AUAAGGUGAAUUAUAAUGUUAUAUAAACAUUAAUAGUGUUCGUUCUUUUAUUUUUUAUAGAUAAAUCUUUACUUGUAUGUACCUAUAAACUUUUCACCAGAAAAAAUAUCUGGAUGUCAGCUCUGAGGCGAGAAGUGUUGUCUCUUUACAAAAAUAUCCUUCGAACUGGCAAGAACUGGGAAGCAGCUUCUGGAAAACCACAGCAUACUGAAUCAGAAAGAAAAUAUAUAAUUAAUGAAGCAAAGGAAUUGUUUCGUAAAAAUAAAAAUCUGAAAAAUGAAGAAGAAAUCAAGUCCAGAUUGAUGGAGGCUGACAGCCGACUGCAAAUGGCUCUGCACUACCGAAUACCCUACCCACGCCCAGUCAACUUACCUCCUCAGGCCUUGGUCAGUCCACUUGGCAAGAAGCUAAAAGAACAGAGUAGACUACGGAAACGAUCGAGGCCCGUAUACAUAAAAUCUUUAGAUUCUGAGACUUAAACGUAUUUGUACGGCAGAACAUCUUUCUAACAAAUAAAAGCAUGAUAACAGUGAACCUUAUGUUACUUUUCAGUCGAUAGAUAAUAAUUAUAGCAUUAUGAAUAUUAGUGCUGUAAAGUGUAGUGGAGUGUCAAAACAAAGCUUAGCAAUUUUCCAAUUUUUUGAAAUAAAAAUAAUAAUAAUAUUUAGUUCACAGUAGUAAUUGCAUCGUAUAGUUUUGUAUGUAUUAAAAAUAAACAAAUGUUGUAAACUUUU